Molecule: messenger RNA, 3392 nt
Organism: Anopheles coluzzii
Lineage: Eukaryota; Metazoa; Arthropoda; Insecta; Diptera; Culicidae
Gene: WDY
Product: WD repeat-containing protein on Y chromosome
Exons: 3
Coding region: 61-3240 (1059 amino acids)
Molecular function (GO): protein binding
Source: RefSeq, a predicted model, not a curated record
CAAUCAGGCAACCGCAGCUACUAAUCGCAGCACACAGGUAAACGCGCAUCGUCCAUCGAAAUGGCCGGCCGACUCUCCACCGCCGAUGCGGACAGGGAAAUUCACCGUUUCGUGACACGUGAACAGAUCGAUCAGCUGCACGAGCAGUUCCGGGCUCGCAACAAUCGGCUCACGCUCGACGAGCUGCGCGAAUUGUUGGCCGAGCUCGGGCUCUUCUACACCGAGGACGAGUACCGCACGCUGUGCCUGCAGAUCAACACCGACCACGACCGGUACUGCCAGUGGGACGAGCUGCUGAGCUACCUCAUCCUCGGCUUCCAGGACGAUGAUCCGCACGCGGUGAAGCAAUCGCUCGAUCCACCGAUCGCCGGCGAUCUGUGUGUGAAGCUGCGCCGCCAGGUGUACAACAUCGUGAAGGUGGACUUCUGCCCGAUGGUGUACUACGAUGGCAGCAUCAGCUGGUCGCAAGGACACUGGAUCACCACGUCCCGCGAGGGGGUGAUACAGUAUUGGACAGAAGACUGGAAACCCGCCCUGACGGCACGGUCCGUUCCGUCCAGCUUGAAGCGCUCGAAAACCUGGGUGCUCGAUACGGUCCCACUGCCCGAUCUGAGCAUGUUCUGCGUGACCGGGCUCGAGACGGAGCUGCGGCUGUACAAUGUGGUUGCGGCGUGCUUCACGCUCAAGCUGGUCAUCGAACGGCUGCCCCAGCCGAUCAGCGCGAUGGCCUAUCGGUUUGGUCGUGAUGAGCCGAGCCGUCUGCUCACCGGUGACUACACCGGUCACAUCCGGAUGUUUGUGUUUCACCCGGAACGCAAGGUAACGACUUCCGGCGAGUCGACGGUUACGCACGUAUCGCUGCAGGACGUGCUGCACGGAGCGUACUCGCCGGUGGAAUGUGUUGACUAUGGACAGCUUCUGCCCGACAUCGUGCGUGCGGUGCAGUUCGUGGAAAGUGUCGGAAACGUGGCCGAGCUGUUUAUUGCGUGUGCGGAAGAGAAUCCGCUACUGUCCUCUGCCCGUGGUCGGCCACGGCCGGCCAUGGUCAUACAUUCGCUGGACCUGCCGGCAAUACGCAGGAUCAAGUUUUGUGUACCGCGUGGUGUGACCUGCUUCGCGUUCGAACCCUCCAACGAGCUGCUUGUCUCCGGCGGCCCAGACUGUGACCUGCGACUGUGGGACAUUCACCGGCCGGAGAAACCGUCGGUCGUACUGGUCGGGCACACGUCGAGCAUCACGUUUCUGUUCCUGCAGGACGCCGGCGAGAAGAUUUACAGCCUCGAUCAGCGGAAAAUCAUCAAGGUGUGGGACGUGCGCAACCGGGUGCUGCUGCAGACGUUUGGCCAGUUUUCGACCGUGCUCGUGAAGGGCGUGCCGGCCUGCGCGUACUACAACAAGCGCGCCCGGGAGCUGGUGGUCGCCAGCAACAAGCUGUUCGUGACGGCCUGCUGUCCCGAGAUUGCGCUCGACCGCACGGACGGCGAAAGCCACACCAAGCCCGUCUCGGUGCUGCUGUACAACGGGCUGUACCGGCUGGUCGUUAGCUGCGGCUUCGACAGCUUCAUCAUCGUGUGGGACCAUCGGGUCAAUCGCAAGAUGACCAUCAUCACCGAGGCGCACACCCAGAUCCGGAACGGGGUGCUGGAACCGGUCGAGAUAACGGCCGCCUGCUUCGACGGCAAGGAGCAGAUGCUGCUGACGGGUGCGCGCAACGGUUCGCUCAAGAUUUGGAACAUCGGCGGGCGCACGUGCAUGCGCACGAUCCAGAUCGAGGAGGACUGCGAGGUGACGGGCGUGUUCUGGCAGGCGAACCGCAUCCUGGCGAUGGGCUGGAACCAUCGGGUGGUGGAGUUCGCGGCGUUCGCCGAGCAGGACGAGUACCCGCGGGGGCUCCAGUGGCGCAAGCAGCACUCGGACGACAUUCUUUGCGCGGCCGUUAGCGGCUCGGAGCCGGGCGUGAUGGCCACCUGCAGCUAUGCGGGUGAGCUCGUGUUUUGGAUGCUGGAAACGGGCCAACCGUACCGGCGGUACGAUGCGACCAAUCCCCGCACCCGCCUACCGAUCUCGUUCCGGGAGGGGCGGGCCGAUUUGAUGAAGCCGCGCAAGCUGACACCCCGCCGGUCACUGUUUCAAAUGCCGCCGGGGCAGCUGGCGCACCGCCGCCUGACCCGCAUCCUGAUGCCGUCCGGGCUGGAGCAGAUGCGGCAGCUCUCGAUACAGGCGCUGCUGUUUCUGGCCAUGCGCAAGAUGCUGCCCGACCGUGGCACGCUGUUCGGUUCGCUCGACAAUGGCAUGGUGCAGGUGUGGUCCCACCACCCGGACGGUGGCUUCAAGGGCCAGUUCAAUGGCAUUCAUAUGGCGGGCGAUCGGAUCAUUACGCUGGCAACGGAUAAGGCGAACCGGUUCCUGUUCACCGGUACGGCGCUCGGGUACGUGAAAACGUGGUACAUCGAGAAUUGCUGGAUCCCGAACGAAGACAAAUUCCACGUAAACAAGCCGGCGCUAAGGAUACUGUUUCCCUUCCUGCUGAACGACGUAGUCCCGGGCCGGGCGAAACGAUCGGCCCGUGCACAAGUGAAACCCUGGCUGCUGAACUCAUACCAGGCCCAUCGGGCCUGCGUUACCGGGCUCACCUACCUGGACGACACUGGGUUGCUGUUGAGCUGCAGCAGCGAUCGCACCGUACGCCUGUGGACACUCGGUGGGCGCUACAUCGGGCUACUGGGCAGCCCGGUCAACUGGCAACCGCUACCCAUGGCCGUACCCCCGCCGGCCGACUAUCGUUUCCGCAUUCCGCCCGAUCUGCAGCGUGAGGUAAGUUUCACCACCCUGAAGGUGUUGCGAGGCGGCAAAGAUAGUUCCCGAACUGCUAGAACCAAGAGUGGCGGAGGCACUGCCACUGUCGGUGACAUCGUCGGUGUUGCUGCGGAUCGAUCCAAGCACACACCGAUGAUCGAAACGUAUGGCAGUCCGCUGGCCGAACCAAUCCUUAACACUGCCGUGCUGAAGUUACCCUCUAAAGAGCCGAUGCUGCAGACGAUCAAGCUCGAUCGGACGUAUCCUUCCUUCCCGCUGUACCGGCACAUGGUAGCGUUUCCUGUGCAGCCGCUAAAACGCACGAACAAAACAGUGGAAGAGAACGGGAGCGAUUGGAACGAGCUGGAACAGCUACUGGAGCGAACAAAGGCGUUACAGUUCAAGGAUGCCCCCAGUGACGCCGACGCCGAAGGCACGCAGUGAGGAAGGAAAAGCAUUUUCGGUUUUUAUUUUUGAAAGUAAUCUCAUAUGGAUAUUUAUUUAGAUGGAUUUGGACGGUUGGCGUGCGUGUGGUAGCGCGCCGCCAUAUCAUGAUUUAAAAUUGGUUUCGAUCGAUACACAUACUAUCAAACUUU